Schizophyllum commune H4-8 is the source of this 1258-nucleotide messenger RNA. RefSeq lists its product as uncharacterized. NCBI's taxonomy places the organism in Eukaryota, Fungi, Basidiomycota, Agaricomycetes, Agaricales, Schizophyllaceae. The transcript is spliced from 4 exons. The record is from RefSeq and is a predicted model, not a curated record. The coding region runs from base 127 to 1140 and encodes 337 amino acids.
GAGUACUGCCCGGCGUCAUCAGUCAGGCUAUUGAAGUCUAUGAUACUGUCAUGCAAGGCUCGGUAGUACUAUAAGGACCCGUGGAAGCAGCGUACCCGCACUUGCAAGCCUCUCGACACCACCACCAUGAUCACCGAACGCACGAUAACCACCCAGUGUGGCACGAAAUUCAGAGCAAUUGACAAUGGCGCGCCUGCGAAGUCGGACUACCUGACGCUGGUCUUCUUGCAUGGAUGGGGGAUGCCUUCGGCGGCAGGCAUCGCACAUCGCAUCGCUGAAGCUGCCCACGAGAAAGGCGUUCGCUUCGUCGGUAUAAACCGUAGGGGAUACGCCGGCUCGACACCCUAUUCCCAAGAGGAGGAGCGCGUCUUCGCCGAGGGCUCAGCAGACGAGAGAAACAUCCUAUAUCGUCAUGAAGGCCGCCACUACGCUUAUCUACUUGAUGCUCUCAUCAAGGAUCAUACGAUCGGCAAAGGGGGCGCUGCCCUCAUAGCGUGGUCCGCUGGAAAUGCGUAUCUGAGCACGACGAUCGACGCGAUCAACGAUGUUCCAGGGGAAGUGAGGGAGCGUCUUAGCUCGGCGGUGAAUGCGUUCAUCUACUAUGACCCCCCUCCCGAAGCCCUGGCGAUACCUCGCCCACAACUGUACUCCCCCGCCACCGACGAGUCGAUCCCACCCGCCGAUCGUUGGCCAACCCAUCUCGCCUGGUUCGCAUCUUACUUCAAUCACGAUCUCGCAUCCCGGGACGAGAAGGGGCUCGGGACCCGCCCCGAUCCUUCACGAACGCCAACGGACAAGGUGGAGAGGUUCUACGAGGACCUGUGCGAGAUGAGCGGGGCUAUACCUGGCGACGCCAACAUUAUCGGGCCGGACUUCGCCCCCUUCGUUCGUGCGGCCCGCGACUCUGCGUUCUUUAGCGAGAAGACGUGGAAGGCUUGGGGCGAGCCUAAAAUCAGCUACGUAUGGGCGGGAGCGACUGUCUGGAUGAUGGUCUACGGCGCGUGGGCGAUGGAGGACCUGGUGAAGAAGAACAAGCCGCCCACCGAGAUACCCUUCAAGGUCAUCGAGCAGGGCAACCAUUAUUCGCUCUUCGACCAUCCACGAGAAACCCUCGAAUGCUUCCUGAGUUGCGCGGAGUGAAGAAUCAGAUACCAUGCCAUGCCCUUGACGUGCGAAAAUCGCUUGUCCUCUUUCAGUAGUAGUAAUGUAAUAAUGGAAUGUGUAUAUGGAUACCUCUUACGCUGGCCCCCGGAUUUGC